Clupea harengus (Atlantic herring) is the source of this 2456-nucleotide messenger RNA. It is a transcript of the gene pmelb, whose product is annotated as premelanosome protein b. The record is from RefSeq and is a predicted model, not a curated record. Gene Ontology annotation, cellular component: melanosome; plasma membrane. Gene Ontology annotation, biological process: melanosome organization. Lineage: Eukaryota; Metazoa; Chordata; Actinopteri; Clupeiformes; Clupeidae.
UGUGUUAUAAUUGGGGAAUUUAAUGACCGAGGUGCCCACACAGAACUCCCACCAUGAAGACCCUCGCAGCCACAUUGGUACUAGCAGUGUUAGCGACAGCACUGGCAAGACAAAUUCAAAAGAGUGACACUCAACCCAGAUUUGUCCGUUAUCAUUCAUGGAACACUAAGAUGUACCCCGUGUGGAAACAUGGAGACGCACGCUACAGAAACAGCUGGACGGGCGGGGAGGUGAAGUUUGACGUUAGCAACGACGCCCCCACCUUGACUGGAGCCAAGAUCACCUUCACCAUCGACAUCCGUUUCCCUGUCAACCAGAAGAUCCUGCCAAAUGGUGAAGUAGUCUGGGCAAAGAACUGCACUGUGGACGGAACACAGUGCCAUGAGGGACAGCCUGUGUACCCUGAGCAGAGGUCCUCUGAAGACUGGAACGGUGUGUUCCCCGAUGGCGUUCCCCUGGGAAAGGACGGAGACAAGAAACCUCCCUACGUGUUUGUGUGGAAGACCUGGGGUCAGUACUGGCAGGUGAGUGACGGGCCCUCCUCCUCUUUGACAAUAUCUACGGACAACAUUCCACUGGGAUCCUACACCAUGGAUGCCGUCAUCUACCACUACCGCAAGAGGGACAAGUUUAUCCCAAUAGGUUAUGCAUCCACACAGUUCUGUAUCACAGAUCAGAUUCCAUUUGAGGUGGUGCUGUCUCAGGUGAAUGAUAUUGAAGAGGAUGACCAGCGCUUUGUCCAGAACCGAGCCGUGGCCUUCAGCAUCUCCCUGCAUGACCCCAGCGAGUACCUCGACACCUCGGACGUCACCUUCAACUGGGAUUUCGGUGAUGGCAGUGGCACUGUGAUAUCCAGGGAGAAUACGGUCACACACACCUACACGCUGUCCGGGGGCUUCCAUCCCAAGGUGGUGGUACAGGCCGCCAUUCCAGACCCCUCGUGUGCCACCCCUGCCAACGCACCCACCAUACAGAGUCCCACCACCAAGCCCCCUGCUCCCCCACUAGAGGAGUUCACCACAGCUGAUGUGCCAGUACAACCAGAAGAGGGCGUCACAGUCCCGGCCUUCACCCAGCUUUCCUCUGACUCCGGCAUGACUAGCCCCACCUCCGAGGCCUCUGCUGCUGGGGACGAGAGUGAGGACGACCCCCCUACUGUGCCUGUGGCCACGGGCCCUGCGGACUUCAUCGAGAACCUGAAUAACCGCGCAUCCUCCAUCAACCCUGCCGUGGACAGUGUCACCACCGUCAUCCCAGCGGCCACUGUGAGGGUGAUCACAGUGAGGCGUGUGACCUCAGAUGGGGAGCAGGAGACCGGGGGGAACUUGAUCAUGGAUGCGGCCACCACUGCGGCCCCUGUGGGAGACGCCCGGGAGGCUGAGGACACCGGGGCACAACAGGCUGCCAGGGUGAUCAUCAAGCGGUUCGCUCAUCGUGAAGAGUGCGUGAUCUACCGCUAUGGCUCCUUCUCCGCUGCAAUUGAAAUUGUUGAGGGAAUCGAGAGUGUGGAGAUUGUUCAGGUGUCCAACGCUGUGUUAAUGAGUGAACUGGAGCCAAAUGCUGUGGACUUCACCAUCACCUGCCGGGGCAGCAGCCUACCCACGGAGGUGUGCACCGUGGUGUCAGAUGCCAACUGUGUCAUGCCAGUCAAGACCAUCUGCAACCCUGUGCCAGCAACUCCAGACUGUCAGCUGGUGCUGCGGCAGUUCUUCAACGACUCCGGAAUCUUCUGUGUCAACGUGUCCAUGACAAACGAUGUCAGCCUUGCUGUCACCAGCACCAGGGUCAGCGUAAACAUGGGCUCCAGGUUGUCAUCCACGGGAACAGUUGCCAUGGUCCUGGGUGUUCUGAUAGUGGCAUCAGCAGUUGGAACAGUGGCAUUUACCUACCAGCGUCUGAAGGGCUACAGGCCUCUGACAGAGCUACCAGCCUCAGACCAGCAGGCCAGCGCUGGGCUCAGCUCUUUCCCUGCCCUCAUCUGGAGUCUGCUGAGUGGCCAUGGGCCUGGAGAUAACCGCACCCUCCUCCGCAGGGUGGUUUAAUCUCAUCAUUCCCCUCCUCCUGUGCAGAGUGGAAUGGUCCACAGCCCUCUGAUGUUAUAUAUGAGAUUUGUUACCAGGGUCUAGGCACGUUGUAGCCCUUAAAGAUAAAGUCUGAAUAGAAUCUUUUUUAUCGUUUCUCAGAAUUUUUACUUCACUUUUUACAGAGGUUCUUGGCAUUUGCUGUAUUUGGCUUUUUGUAAUGAGUUUUUUGAUCAAUUUUUCUACAGACCAUUUUGCUGUUUAAGGAUUGUGUUUUUUUUUUGUUUUUUUUAGUAUUUUUAUACUUUUAAGUGUGAUUGUACUGUAUGCACACAGGAAACAUUUUAGAUGCUUACCCAACAUCAUGUUGUUCCCAGGCCUUAAUUUCUGAUAUUUUGGUAUCUGGCUGUUGAAAUAAAAUGUUGCAUACCAUGA